Didymodactylos carnosus is the source of this 1272-nucleotide messenger RNA. The record is from the annotation of a GenBank genome assembly. Lineage: Eukaryota; Metazoa; Rotifera; Eurotatoria; Philodinida; Philodinidae.
AUGACAACUUUAAGUACCACUGAAUCGAAAGGUGUGGUCAAUGUGUAUCAAGUUUGGAAUUAUCGCUUGAAGUUGGACGGUUUCAAUUUGAGCUUACGUGGGCAUUCGCGCGCCGCUGAAAAGACUGGCUUUUAUAUACCUGAAUUAGAUAUAAUGCUAGAUGCCGGACUUCAAUCACCCUUUCAUCCAAAAUUAAUUUUAAUUACACAUGGUCAUUCGGAUCAUUCAUUUGCCUUGCCAAUGAUUCUUACUGGAAUUAAAAGUAUCCCAACGAUCUAUGUCCCGAAUAAUACGAAGCAUUUUUAUGAUCAAUUUAUCCAAAGUGUUGCAUGUUUGACAUCACAAGAUAGUGAAGCGAAGGCGACAAAUUUUGAUCUGCAAGAUGUGAAGCCAGGUCCUGAUCGUUUACCAUUUGUCACUAAGAACCAAACCUUUUACGUACAAGUUUUUUCUUGUGAUCACAGUAUUGAUUGUGUGGGUUAUGGUUUGAUGCAAAGUAAUAAACGACUCAAGGAAGAAUAUAAAAACCAAACAAAAGAUGAGAUUAUUGCCUGUCGAAAAACCGGUAUUGAGAUCAUGGAAUCCUACAUUAUGUACAUUCUGGCUUACUUAGGAGACACUACACCACUCGUGUUUGCACAAGAACCUGACAUUUUUCAGUACAAAAAUUCAGGAUUACAACUUCGUCGUACAGAAACGUCACCUGUCCAUAUGGGACCAUCGUUGAUUCAUUAUGGAAAUAAAUCGGAAUGUUAUGAACAUUUGAUAAAUUAUAUUAAAGAAAAUGGUCAAUAUCCGCUUAUAAUUAGGAGUGAUACGGCAUCAAAAAUUAAAAAAGCUGUGUCCAAAGUUUUCCCACCAACAACCCAUUUAUUUUGUACACGUCACUCACAAACUUUUCAAGAACAUUUAAUCAAUGGUAUUCGAAAUGCACCUGGUUAUGUGAAUCAAGACGGUACAGCAAAAUUAUUUAAUAACGACAAUGAAGCUAUUAAUCAUAUGUUAAAAAAUGAGUCAGAUUGGAAACAAAGACUAUUAUCCGAUGUAUUAGAUCUGAUUGAUAGAUCAUUAACAGCACAAAAGAAAGAAACAAUCAGAAGUUCGUAUGGAGGUGGUGAAUCACAGUUAAUUGAUCCUUUUUGUUCGGUAAGAGCAAUGUACAAACUGAAACGAAUCGAUAUACGUCGACGAAAACGUGUCGGUCUGACAAAAGCCAACGGUUCCGACGGUGGGUUGUGGCUUUGGGUUGGAAAGCCCAACAGUGAUGAAUAA